AUGGCUGUCACAGUGACUGCCGCAAGCUGUUUCCAAAACGUCCUGGUGACCGAAGAGCCCUCGCUGUUCGUAGAAACUGCCCUGAAAACGCAUGAUCCUGCACAAAAAACGAAAGACAUCGAAGUGGAAUGUGACCCCGACGCGAUCACAAUCCAAUUGCGAGGGGCGCGAAACUUCAAUGGAAUGAUCUAUCCCAAAGGACUCUCGACGAACUCUUCCUGCAUGGCCCAGUAUAACAAUGUCGGAGGGAAUCUUGUUUACAAAUUACCCCUGAGGAGUUGUAAUACGAUGAGCACAGAUGUCCGUGGGGGCAUCGAGUAUUUCAACACAGUCAUCGUGGAGCCUCACAAGAAAGUCGUAACGAACCAAGGCAAAGGUUUCCACGUUCGCUGCAAAUAUCAGAGCACCCACAACCAUACCACUUUAGAGGAAACGUCAGUCGAUAAGAAGGUUCGACCGGAUGUCCAUAUGAAAAUUUAUGUCGGGAAUUCGGAGCGCGAAGUCAUCGCGGAAAAUGUCAAGAUCGGCGAUCCCUUGACGCUUUCCAUCGCCAUCGAGCCUAAUCCAACCUACGGAAUCCGAGUCACGAACUGCGUUGUCCGGGAUGGAUUGAGCUGGGGAGCUCAGCCGCUAGUCAACAAUGAAGGGUGCCCGAUCGAUCGCGAAAUCAUGCCUGGAUUCGAGUACAGCGAGGCAGCAACGAAAGCGACGUCCACAUUCCUCGCUCACAAGUUCCCCUACACGAAGUCGGUUUACUACCAGUGCCAUGUGAGACUCUGCCACAAACCGUCCGGAGGCUGCGACGACAUCCCGCCUGCUUGCGAUGGAAGUCGACCCAAUCGUCGCGGACGUGGAAGGGUUCCACGAUCGCUUUCCCGGAGCGUCAGGGAUGUCGAAGAGAUCAAGGCUAUCGAAAUCGGAGACAAAAGCACCGAAGUCUUUUCAGGCCUCUACGUCAAUGAGCCCUCCGAUGUCGAAGGAGAAGCAUCGUCUUCCGCAACCACCAACGAGACUUUCGACUUCUGCUUAUCGACUCGGAAGUUCGCUCUGGCCGUCAUACUCGCCGGGAUCCUCCUCCUGCUCCUGGUUCUCUUGUUGGUCUGGUGCAUCAUGCAGCGUCGACGCAGGAAGGGCUCCUCAGGAAAUUCCUCGAUCUAUUCCGGGGCAUAUUCGAAUCGCGCCUACAGUCACUGA
Messenger RNA from Galendromus occidentalis (western predatory mite), 1194 nucleotides. Its product is annotated as cuticlin-1-like. NCBI's taxonomy places the organism in Eukaryota, Metazoa, Arthropoda, Arachnida, Mesostigmata, Phytoseiidae. The transcript has 8 exons. The coding region runs from base 1 to 1194 and encodes 397 amino acids. The record is from RefSeq and is a predicted model, not a curated record.